This is a messenger RNA of Perca fluviatilis (European perch), 2138 nucleotides long. RefSeq names its product ankyrin repeat and SOCS box containing 10 (gene asb10). The transcript is spliced from 5 exons. The record is from RefSeq and is a predicted model, not a curated record. Lineage: Eukaryota; Metazoa; Chordata; Actinopteri; Perciformes; Percidae. Gene Ontology annotation, molecular function: transmembrane transporter binding. Gene Ontology annotation, cellular component: synapse; axon initial segment; membrane. Gene Ontology annotation, biological process: negative regulation of delayed rectifier potassium channel activity; neuronal action potential; intracellular signal transduction. The coding region runs from base 271 to 1584 and encodes 437 amino acids.
AAAGACAUAGCAAUGCAAUAUAGAAACAGAAAAUGAGGCAAUAUUUAUAGAAACCAUCAUAUGGCUACCACAUAAACAAUAAUUGGGCAGGUGACAUGUCAUACACCAGUCUUUGGCUCCCAUGCCGCUGCACUGGCAACAUUCACCGGGUCAAGUUAAGUAUCACAUAACACCACCCAGAAAUAGCCCUGUCUACACAAACAACCUGCAUAAGUGCUUAUAUCUUUCGGGAGAAACCACCCUACUUAAAAAAAUCUAGUUAGAUCCAGUAUGGCUUAUGUAGCACCUAAAUUUAAGUGGCACAAACCAAAGGCGUACCGCAACGACGUGAUCGCCACAGCCAAGGCCUCGGGUUGUGUCCUGCAGUUCUGGAACUCUUUGCUUGUAGGUGAUGAGCUGACGAUUCUCAGCAUUGUGGGCGACGACGAGUAUGAGUACCUUAUUGAUGCCAUUUAUGACACCAGCAACAUAGAGGAAUGGAAGAACUUCAGAUUUAACUACAGAGGCCUGAGACUGUGGUCACUGAGUUAUGAGCAGGAGCUGACCACACCACUUCACAUCACAGCUGGCCGAGGCUUCACGGAGUGUCUGAGACUCCUGCUGCAGCGUGGGGCCAAUGUGGACCUGGCACCCGGAGGCACCACUGCUCUGCAUGAGUCCUGUGAAAACUGCCAGCCAGAGUGUACCAAACUGCUGCUGAUCCAUGGCGCCAACGCUAACGCUGUCACUGAAGACGGCCUUAUGCCUUUGCACUUUUGUACAAGCCCCGAAUCUGUUGAAUGUGCCAAGUAUCUCCUUCAGUACGGUGCAGCAAUCAAUGGUCGCACUCUAGAUGAAGGUGACACUCCCCUACAUGUGGCAGCCAGCAAUGGCCUCCCGGAACACACUGAGCUCUACCUGCGCUAUGGAGCUGCUGUGGACAAACGGAACAAUGAGGGUGUCACGCCCCUGAACGCUGCUUGUUCAGAACCCCAGGAGGUGCAGGAGCUUGAACGUUACUUCAAGGUGUGCCAGAAGCUGCUGGCGGCUGGGGCCAACGUCCACGCUAUGGACCAGGACAAACACACUGCUUUGCACAAGGCCUGUAAGAAUGUAAAUCCAGACAUAGUGGAUCUGCUGCUGGCUAACGGUGCCUGCGUUAACGACAUGGGCUACGGUGGCGAAGCCCCCAUGCACAACAUCCUGAAGGUGGUGUGCUACAAGGUUUCCCAUCACCCUGAAAGGAUCGUCCGUGCGCUGCUCAACCAUGGUUCUAUUCGGGUGUGGCCUGGAGCUCUGCCCAAGGUUUUGAAGCACUGCUGUGGAUCUCCACGCACCAUCGAAGUUCUUCUGAACGCCUACAGUCACCUCAAAGUCACAGACACCUGGGUUGAGUCUGUGUCAUCGGACAUGUUGAAGGAGCACAAAGAGUUCUAUGAGUCCAUCUUCUCUUUGGCACAGACUCCUCGCUCCCUGCAGCACUUGGCACGCUUCAGACUCAGGAGCUUCCUGGAGGGCCGGGUACACAAGGUGGUUCCUGAACUCGAUCUGCCCAUCUUCAUCAAGAACUACCUGCUCCUGGAGUACAGAGGCUAUGUCCACUGAAAGCACUUUGUGUGUAGCCUGUGCCAGUGUGGGUCCUGGUGCUGAUUGAAUGCUGCUACGUUUGAGGAAGAAGCAGCUGUUUACAAUAUAAUAAGUCAACAUCAUGAUUAAAAUAGUGACAUCAACCGUAGCACUAUACAGUACACUUAAUAUUUUUAAAUACAUUUUGUGCCACACAUUUCAGGAUGAAGAAGCAGUUGCUUGCUCUGUCACUUUUAUUCCAGUUACACGUUUGAUAGUGCACCACAAGAGGGAGCUAUAGACUAGAGUUGAUCAAAUACAUCACAGGUAUGCUAUUGUAUGUUUUUAUAUUUGUUUUAAAUGUAUGUACACUUUUGUAUCCUACUUCUGCACUUAAUAGUUAGUAGGCUAAGAUGCUUGCAUUUUUAUACAUAAUAAUUAUCAUGGUAGUUUGAUGUUAAUGUGCAUAGUGAUGAUGUGUUGUGCAUUAAGGAUUGCCUUAAAAUAUUUGUAUCAAUAAGUAUUCCCACCGGUAUGUAAUUAGGCGUUUUAUAUAAAAAAAUAAACGUUGUCAAAUAAAAUAUUCCACCAUG